CCGUUUGCGGGGAUUACAUCAAUGCUUUUAGUACGGUCCCCGGUGCGUUUCCUCGGGGUGCUGGUGGUGUAGUCGUGCAACGUUGUCUGGGGGGCCUGGGACACGCACAGGAACCGCUCCACUUCCUGGGGCCGCAUGCCUUAUCGGCUUGGAGGAGCCAAUGCAAUGCCGACGCCGAGAGCAUGGCCCCGGAGGCCGGCGCCCCCGCGCCGCCGCUGCUUCUGCCCUCGGCUGCCCAUACGCCUGCUAGGACCCCGCGACGACGACCACUCGGCGCCCAUGUGACGGCCACCCCCGUUGGCACAGGACGCGAGCGGCGCGUCACUCCCGGCCGACGACCAUGUGCGUCCGCUGGGUGCUCCCGGACUAGCGCAGCGGCCCACCUCUUCAGCAACGAGCCGGCCUGAGCGGACGAUCUCCUCGGCCGGCGGACACUGCCAACCAUGUCGGCGGGCGGUGAAGCCACCCUGUUUCCCAUGACCUUGACAGGCUUUCUGCCCUUCUCGUCGCACCGAGUCCUGUGGUCGCUAACCUUACUGCUCUCGUGUAUCGUGCCCGUGGCUGUGCACAUCGCGCGGCGUCGACGCAUCGCCGAGCUCAUUUCAAAGAUUCCGGGGCCCACGGCAGCGCACCCAAUCCUCGGCAACUUGGACGUGCUGUACGAGCUCAAAAAGUACAGGCACCUUCUUGCGCCGCAUAUACUGCUGCUGCAGACCAUGUGCGGGUUAGCGCAAAUACACGACAAAGACAGAAUCUUCAGGUUCUGGCUGGGGUUCAGGCCUGUGGUAUCUUUCUUCAAAGCAGAAACAGUAGAGGUCAUUUUAAGUAGUAAUACCGUUUUAGAUAAAUCUUUUGACUACACAUUAUUACACCCCUGGUUGGGCACAGGUUUAUUAACAAGUUCAGGCAACAAAUGGCGGCGGAGAAGAAAGAUGCUAACGCCGGCCUUCCAUUUUCGGAUACUGGAGGACUUCAUUCCAGUAUUCAAUGAGCAGGCCGUGAUAUUCGUGAAAAACCUCAAGGAGCAGCAGAACAAAAAGUACAUCGACAUUGUUCCUCUGGUCACACUCUGCACGCUCGACAUCAUCUGCGAGACCGCAAUGGGAGUGAAGGUUGAUGCUCAAUUAAACAGUAAUUCUCACUACGUUCGCUCCUUGUACGAAGUGGGCGAGACCUUCAUGGCGAGAGUGAUGAGGCCAUGGCUAUGGCCAAACUACGUCUUCUACAUGUCCUCGUUCGGGAGGAAGUUCAAAGACAACCUUGCGCAGCUGCACAACUUCACAAGGAAGGUGAUACGCGAAAGAAAGGCUGAGUUGCUUGAACAGAAGGUCAUUGACGGCCUUACCAUCGGAGAACCAGUGAUCGGACAAAAACGGCGGCAGGCCUUCCUGGACCUCCUGCUCAGCCAUCACAUUCAGGAUAGCAGCCUCACAGAAGAGGAUAUCCGGGAAGAAGUAGACACCUUCAUGUUUGAGGGCCACGACACCACGGCCAUGGGUAUCUCGUGGGCAAUGUACCUUAUUGGGCUCUACACGGACGUUCAGCAGAAGAUUCACGAGGAGCUGGAUGCAAUCUUCGGAGAGGAUAGAGAACGUGCCAUCACACCUGACGACCUCAAAGAAAUGAAGUACCUCGAGUGUGCUCUGAAGGAAUCACAGCGACUAUUUCCAUCAGUGCCAUUCAUUGGACGAGAACUAAUGGAAGACGUGGUAGUGAACGGCUACACGGUCCCCCGGGGCACGACGUGUUUCCUCUUCACAUUCAUGCUCCAUCGAGACAAGGAGAUAUUUCCCAACCCAGAGGUGUUCGACCCAGACAGGUUCCGGCCCGAGAACUGUGUUGGAAGGCAUCCAUUCGCCUAUGUACCGUUCUCGGCCGGACCGCGCAACUGCAUAGGUCAGAAGUUCGCCCUCAUGGAGGAGAAGGUGGUCUUGUGUUCUGUACUGCGGAACUUUUGCAUCCAGUCCGUUGACUUCAGGGAUAAAAUUCACCUUGUGGCGGAACUGGUGACGCGGUCAAAACAUGGCCUGAAAAUUCGGUUAAGGCCGCGCUAAGAAGUGCGUAUUUUUUCUCGCUGUGCAACGCAACGACCUCCUGGGCGGAACUCGAAAAAGCAGACCUCCAUCGCAUCGAGUCACGGAAUGGCGAAGGCAGUGUCCGUGCUUUCUUCGAAGCGCCCCCCAAGUAAGGCAGCCAGCAUGCAGAGCUUUCGGAUCACCGGGGAACGUGUGAUAGCCACGGUAAAGACAGCACUGGCCCAAAGUCCUGGACGGCCCUUCCCCAGUCGCAUCGGAGCUCCGGAGAAAACAAGCACCACACCUCCGUGCCUGGUUUCAUUUUUUUUAUUCGGGUGACUGACCCAUGUUUGGAUGGCCACCAAGUGAUCGCGACUGUGCCGGGUGUGACGCAGAAAACCUGAACCAAGAUUUGCCUGCGCCUCUUGCCUGGAACUCGUUCCCCCUUGUAAAUAUGUUCACCCGCCCUCUCUCGGACUGACUGCCUCGCCAACCCUCCAUCGGCACGGAGCCGGUGUCUCACUCCUUGAAGCCACAAAAUUAUUUUACGCAGUCUGUGUGCGUGUACGUAAACUAACCCUCGAAACUAGGAUCAGUCCCGGUGUGUAUGCGAAGUAGGGAGUGCAUGUGCGUGCGAAUGUGUGUGGAUACCUGCACCGCGAGACCUCAAGAACCAGCGUCUCUGGUGGGGAGUGCCUCCUUCGAUUUCCUUGUGGGUGGCUCGCGAUACAGGCAGCGUCACCCGGAUUCCUCAUGUAUCUAAACGAAAGCAAACAAAAAAAGACAUCGCUCUCUGGUGCGCGUAGUGCUAAGUGACACCGCACGUCUUCCAACUUGGACACAAAGGCAGCAUUUGAUCAGCCAAGAUUUCUCGUCAGAUGAGUUCUCUCUCCACAGUGUGCCAACACAUCGACUCGGCUCUUUUGAGGAUCAGCAUCUCUCCCUCAAAGCAACUUCACAAAAGAAAAAAGAAAACGUGCACACCUUGCCUGUUUAACACCAAUAACCACACUUCAGCGUUUGAGGAGAAACGACUUACGCGUUGCACCUUUGUCUAUAUACUAGUCCACUUUUGUUAAUGAAAUAUUUUCUUUUUGUUGAUUU
Messenger RNA from Rhipicephalus microplus (southern cattle tick), 3119 nucleotides. Its product is annotated as cytochrome P450 4c3. The record is from RefSeq and is a predicted model, not a curated record. NCBI's taxonomy places the organism in Eukaryota, Metazoa, Arthropoda, Arachnida, Ixodida, Ixodidae. Gene Ontology annotation, molecular function: iron ion binding; monooxygenase activity; oxidoreductase activity, acting on paired donors, with incorporation or reduction of molecular oxygen.